CACAUGUGAGGCGAGGACACCUCUAAUCGUGCAUUCUGUCAAGGGACUGCGACUCGGAAAAAGGGGGGGGGGGAGGAAGAAUCUAAGGAAGGUAAUCCACAGGGCGAGGUCGGCGUCGGUGCGUGUGCAUGUGUGCAUGCGUACGUCGUGCUUUGCCUCCCCGUUUCCCAAAGCAAACCGAACGAUCGAAUGUGACUACUACUACAAGUAGCAGAGAAGCAAUAGUAAAAAACGGUAGACAACCCGCGAGGAGAAAGAGACUUUGGCCGUCUCAUAAAAAAAAAGGAUGCGCGCCCGAAUCAACCGGUGUAAGGGAUUCGCCGAGUUGCCCCUGUCAUGACCGCCAAAUAUUCGUAUCAGGUCGUGAAACUCUCGAUGAGAGAGGUGAGCGAGGUUUUCUUCCGGGCGCCGCUGAAGCCGAAAACCACGAGACAUAAAAAGUGCGAGCAGAGAGAAAGGGAGCCGGGAGGGGCGGACCUGCUCGAGCAGAGCAGGCGACCCGACCCGACCCCGGCGGCGUGUGUUGUUACAGGCGCCGUCUCCUUUUUACGCACAUGUCUGUGGCUGGAGGGCGUUGGAUCGACCUCCGUCGGCGAAGCGGACGACGGCCCGGCGUACGUGCCCGGCAACGCCGAGCUUGUCGUGACGGUGGGCCGUCUUGGAAGAAGGGGAAGCCGCGGCGGCGGCGGCGGCGGAAGUCUUGGGUGA
Molecule: messenger RNA, 708 nt
Organism: Verticillium dahliae VdLs.17
Lineage: Eukaryota; Fungi; Ascomycota; Sordariomycetes; Glomerellales; Plectosphaerellaceae
Exons: 1
Coding region: 337-708 (123 amino acids)
Source: RefSeq, a predicted model, not a curated record